CCUGUCACUGGCCUCCAUUCCCAUCCUGCAGCUCCUUCCCAGGACAGCCGCCUGCCCAGCCUCGAGAUGGCCUACGUCCCUGCACCGGGCUACCAGCCCACCUACAACCCGACUCUGCCCUACAACAUGCCCAUUCCUGGUGGCCUCAGCAUCGGAAUGUCAGUUUACGUCCAAGGAGUGGCCAACGAGAACAUGAGGCGGUUCUUUGUGAACUUCGUGGUGGGAAGCUCCCCAGGGUCAGACAUCGCCUUUCACUUCAAUCCCCGUUUUGAUGGCUGGGACAAGGUGGUCUUCAACACGAAGCAGGGCGGCCAGUGGGGCGAGGAGGAGCGGAAGAGGAGCAUGCCCUUCAGCAAGGGCGCUGCUUUUGAGCUGGUCUUCAUGAUCCUGCAGGAGCACUACAAGGUCGUGGUGAACGGAAACUCCUUCUAUGAGUACAAGCACCGGCUACCCUUACAGAUGGUCACCCACUUGAAUGUGGAUGGGGAUUUGCAGCUGCAGUCCAUCAACUUUCUUGGAGGCCAACCUGCCCCAAACCAGACUCCUGGAUACGGUGGUCCUCCCCCUCCACACAUGCAGAUGCAAAUGAAUGCCCUGCCGAUUAUGUCAGGACCCCCAGUCUUCAACCCGCCUGUGCCAUACACGGGGGUCCUGCACGGGGGCCUCAGCCCUCGCAGGACCAUCAUAAUCAAGGGCUUCGUGCCCCUCACAGCCAAAAGCUUUGCCAUCAACUUCAAGGUGGGCUUCUCAGGGGACCGGGCACUGCACAUUAAUCCCCGCCUGUCUGAGGGCGUCGUGGUCCGGAACAGCCACCUGAACGGCUCCUGGGGCUCCGAGGAGAGGAAGCUCCCCCACAACCCAUUUAGGCCGGGCCAGUUCUUUGACCUCUCCAUCCGCUGCGGCAUGGAUCGCUUCAAAGUUUACGCCAAUGGCCAGCACCUCUUCGACUACUCCCAUCGCCUUCCAGCCUUCCAGAGCGUGGACACGCUGGAAAUCCUUGGCGAUGUCACUUUGUCCUAUGUCCAGAUCUGAUCCAUUCCUGGGCACAGUUCGAGGAAAACAGAAAGAUCCUCUGGGAUCCCCACCUAAGCCCCCAAUAAAAUGUGUGAGAGUGUCUCAUGUG
Octodon degus (degu) is the source of this 1123-nucleotide messenger RNA. It is a transcript of the gene Lgals4, whose product is annotated as galectin 4. The coding region runs from base 67 to 1032 and encodes 321 amino acids. Lineage: Eukaryota; Metazoa; Chordata; Mammalia; Rodentia; Octodontidae. The record is from RefSeq and is a predicted model, not a curated record. Gene Ontology annotation, molecular function: carbohydrate binding. The transcript is spliced from 9 exons.